Astyanax mexicanus (Mexican tetra) is the source of this 2599-nucleotide messenger RNA. RefSeq names its product chloride intracellular channel 2 (gene clic2). The transcript has 6 exons. The coding region runs from base 230 to 964 and encodes 244 amino acids. The record is from RefSeq and is a predicted model, not a curated record. Lineage: Eukaryota; Metazoa; Chordata; Actinopteri; Characiformes; Acestrorhamphidae.
CAGCCUGAGGGAGGAGAUACCCAUACUCUCAGCUCAGACUGCAGACAACUCCCACUCAGACACUGCAGAAACUGCUUUCUUUUCUGAUUUUAUUCUAUACACACACACACACACACACACAGAGUGCUGCAGGGAGGGAUUCUCACUCUGCUCAAGCUCCUCUGAGGGAAAAACUUCUGCUAAACACCUGGAUUAACUGGCAUUAACUGGCAACCCACUCACAGCAGAGAUGGCACUGAGACAGAACUCGGAUAGAGAACCGACUAUUGAGCUCUUUAUAAAGGCGGGUCAUGAUGGAGAGAACGUGGGGAACUGCCCGUUCUGUCAGAGUCUGUUUAUGGUUCUGUGGCUGAAAGGAGUCAAAUUCACAGUUACUACAGUCGACAUGAGGAAGAAGCCGGAGGAGCUGAAGGAUUUAGCCCCCGGAACCAACCCACCAUUCCUCCUGUACAACGGGGUCCUGAAGACUGACUUCAUCAAAAUCGAGGAGUUCCUGGAGACCACCCUCGCCCCACCCAGAUACCCUCACCUCAGUCCCCUCAAUAAAGAGUCGUUUGAUGUGGGCGCCGACAUCUUCGCCAAGUUCUCCGCUUUCAUCAAGAACAGUCCAAACAACAGCAUACAGGAGCAGGCCUUGCUGAGGGAGUUUAAACGGCUGGAUAUUUAUCUGAGCACCCCACUGCCAGAGGAGAUCGACCACAACUCCAGAGAAAACAUCACCGUCUCCAGCAGGAAGUACCUGGAUGGAAACCGCCUGACCCUGGCAGACUGCAACCUGCUGCCCAAACUGCACGUCAUCAAGGUUGCAGCUAAGAAGUACUGUAACUUCGACAUCCCUGCUCACUUCAGCGCCGUGCACCGCUACCUGCAGAACGCUAACGCCCGAGAGGAGUUCAUCCAGACCUGCCCGGCCAACAUCGAGAUCGAGAAAGCCUACCUGAGCGUCGCCAACAAGCGCUCAUAGUCCCACACUGACCUCCUGCAGCAUCUACAUACACACACAGCCUUCAGAUUUCACCCUGUAAAUAUCAUUAAAUCAGAGUCAUGUACACUUUAAAUUAACACUGCAGCUUUUCAGCCUCAUCUUUCCCCCUGACUCAUCUGUAGCAUAUGGUCAAAAGAUCAAAUACCAUAUCCCUGCAUUUUACCAUUAAAUGCAAAAGAAAGCAAAAAAAGUAGUAGUUUUUAGUAGAUUUGUUUUGGAUAUUUUUUAAUCUGGACUUUUUAAAAUAUUUUUAUCUUAAAUGAAGAUCAAAAACUAAUUUAGCUUGUGAAUUGGAAGUGAAUUGGUCAUUUUAUGCCCAUUUUAAGAAAACUUGCACAUAUACUCUGAAAUGUAGAGAGAGACGUUGACAUUUGCCCAUUUUCCCCUGUUUUACUGUCUAGUUUUAGCUGCAAUUAGUUAUUUUAAUAACUUAAAAUAAUAAAAAACUCAAAACAAAAUAGGAAAACAGAAAUAUCAUGUUUUAUACCAUUUAUAAUAUAAAUAAUAUAAUUUCUACUAUUUAUAAACACUUGUCAGAUAAAUGGUUUUUGCUUUUUCUUUGGUGUUUUAUAUACUUUUUAAAUAGUGCAAGCAUUUUAGGAAUAAUGUCUUGUUCAUGACUGUAAUUAUAUUCUUAGAAAGAUUUUUAAUGCCUCAAUUUUUAAAAUAAAUGUUUUCUAGUUGUAUGUUUUAAGAUUUGAUUUCUUUUUAAAACACAUUAGUUUAGUUCAGUAUUUUUUUUGUUCAUACUAAUUCUCAAAUGUCAUUUAUGUGCAUUUAUAUUGGAUAGAUUUUAUAGAAAACUUUGAUUUUACCUGACUUUUUUUUUUAAUUGUAGUAUAAGAGAAAAAGAGAAGAGAAGUCCAUGGGUAAACCAUAUGCUACAGAUCUAGGAGAACACGAGCAGGUUAAAAAGGGCUGAAAUAUUAUUUUUAAUGACUAAAAUGAUGGUAUAUUUGUUAUGUGAAUGCUCUAACAGUGAUAUUCUGAUAUGUGCAUUGUUACUACAGUACAUACAGUAAUUGCUACUUCUGCAUCAGCAGCCAGAGUCUGAGAGAACACCCAAUUGGCCAAGCUCUCUCUGGGAGGGUACAGUAGGUGGCGCUCUCUCUCUCCACUCAUCACUCACAUUGUAAGUUGUGAUCAGCGCAGGUUUCUGUUAGCUGACGUAUCAGAGCUAAGGUUACGACACAUUUUGGAAAAAAGGGGCGGAGUCUGAGUUCACAUGUAUGGGAGGAGGCAUACGGCUGUCCUGAACCUUCUAUUGUCCGAAGCAUUGCUAGUAAUACUUCUAAAUGAGUUUGUGGUUGGGUUAAUUGGCUAAAUAAGCUAAAUUGAGACAAAUAAUAUAAAAAUUAAAACAAGUAAAUAAAUAAUACAGCACAUAUUAAGCUUUAGCAUUAUUCACUGUGCCUAUGAUCCCAAAGCCCUCGAGAAGCACCGCAUUGCCAUUAAAAAGGAAAUGCUGUAUGACGGCUGUGCAGCACUUUCUCUGCAAUAGGCCACACGUGCAAUUAACUGUACAACACCUGUUAUUUGCUUUGUUUAUAGUGUAUAUAUGUACUUUUCACCUAAAUGUCUAAUUUUGUUUAUCUAAUAAAUCUUUACAUAUCA